Messenger RNA from Eublepharis macularius, 4397 nucleotides. RefSeq names its product semaphorin 5A (gene SEMA5A). NCBI's taxonomy places the organism in Eukaryota, Metazoa, Chordata, Lepidosauria, Squamata, Eublepharidae. The record is from RefSeq and is a predicted model, not a curated record. The transcript has 21 exons. Gene Ontology annotation, biological process: neural crest cell migration; axon extension; negative regulation of axon extension involved in axon guidance. Gene Ontology annotation, molecular function: chemorepellent activity; semaphorin receptor binding. The coding region runs from base 1 to 3222 and encodes 1073 amino acids.
AUGGCCAAGAUGAAGGAUAGCGCCCUGAUUGCAGUGCUGGCUACGGGGCUGGGGGUGCUAUGCUUGGCGACAGCUGCAGUGCAGGAUCCUCGGUGCCAACGGGUGGAGCAUCCCAUUGUUACCAGUGAAGAAAUUGCUCCCUGGUUACAUGUUUUCAGAGCAGAAGAUGCUGUUGACUUUUCUCAGAUAACAUUUGAUCCUAGACAAGAAGAACUCAUUAUUGGAGCAAGAAACUACCUCUUCAGAUUACGUCUCGAGGACCUUUCUCUAAUUCAGGGUGUGGCAUGGCAGUGUGAUGAAGCUACUAAGAAAGCAUGUUACAGUAAAGGCAAGUCAAAGGAAGAAUGCCAGAAUUACAUCCGUGUUCUCCUUAUUGGUGGAGACCGGCUCUUUGCAUGCGGAACGAAUGCUUUUACACCAAUUUGCACUAAUCGGACGUUGAGUAACCUAGAAGAGACACACGAUCAGAUCAGUGGCAUGGCUCGCUGUCCAUACAGCCCCCAGCACAACUCCACAGCCCUUCUCACAAAUACCGGCGAGCUCUAUGCUGCAACCGUCAUGGACUUUCCAGGAAGGGACCCUGCUAUUUAUCGUAGUUUGGGGAUCCUUCCUCCUCUCCGGACUGCACAGUACAACUCGAAGUGGCUCAAUGAGCCAAAUUUUGUAUCGUCAUAUGACAUUGGAAACUUCUUCUACUUCUUCUUCCGAGAGAAUGCCGUGGAACAUGACUGUGGGCAAAUAGUCUAUUCCCGGGCUGCUCGAGUGUGUAAGAAUGACAUUGGAGGCAGGUUUUUGCUGGAGGAUACCUGGACCACCUUCAUGAAAGCUCGCUUGAACUGUUCCCGCCCAGGAGAAAUUCCGUUUUACUACAAUGAAUUACAGAGUACGUUCUACCUGCCAGAACUGGACUUAAUCUACGGGAUCUUUACAACUAAUGUGAACAGUGUUGCCGUUUCUGCGGUUUGUGUGUUCAACAUGACUGCAAUCACUCAGGUCUUCAAUGGCCCUUUCAAGUACCAGGAGAACUCACGCUCUGCCUGGCUGCCUUAUUCCAACCCAAAUCCCAGUUUCCAGUGUGGCACCAUGGACCAAGGUCUGUAUCUGAAUCUGACUGAAAGAAAUCUCCAAGAUGCCCAGAAAUUUAUUCUGAUGCACGAAGUCAUUCAGCCAGUCACACCAGUUCCUUAUUUCAUGGAGGACAACAGCCGGUUUUCUCAUGUCGUUGUAGAUGUGGUACAAGGCAAAGAGAUGCUCUUCCAUGUCAUCUAUUUGGCCACAGACCACGGCACUAUCAAGAAGGUACUUGCUCCAGUUAAUCAGACGGCAAGCAGCUGCUUGUUGGAGGAGAUUGAAAUUUUCCCAAAGACCCAACGGGAGCCCAUCAAGAGUCUGCAGAUUUUACACAGUCAGAGUGCUCUGUAUGUGGGCCUUCAGGAAAGUGUUGUGAAGAUCCCACUAAAAAGAUGUCAGUUUUAUAAAACACACAGCACAUGUGUUGGAUUCCAGGAUCCUUAUUGUGGCUGGGACCAGGUGCUGAAGAAAUGCACGCCACUCGAAGAAAGUCUAAGCAUGAGCCAAUGGGAGCAGAGCAUCUCUGUGUGUCCAACGAGGAAUUUGACGGUGGACGGCCAUUUUGGAUCUUGGUCAGAGUGGAAACCUUGUACACAUGUGGAUGGUUCCAGCGUGGGCCUUUGCCUUUGCAGGACACGCUCGUGUGACAACCCGGCUCCAAUGUGUGGAGGCUGGCCGUGUGAAGGGCCAAGCAUGGAAAUUGUCAAUUGCUCCAGGAAUGGAGGAUGGACUCCCUGGACUACUUGGUCUCCUUGUAGCACCUCCUGUGGAAUUGGCUUCCAAGUCCGCCAGCGCUCCUGCAGUAACCCAAGCCCUCGGCACGGAGGUCGUGUGUGUGUGGGACAGAACCGCGAAGAACGGUAUUGCAAUGAGCAUUUGUUGUGUUCCCCGCACGUGUUCUGGACUGGCUGGGGUGCCUGGGAACGCUGUACAGCCCCAUGUGGAGGAGGAAUUCAGGCCCGCCACAGGGUGUGCGAGAAUGGCCCGGACUGUCCUGGCUGCAGUGUUGAGUAUCAAGCUUGCAACACUAACCCCUGUCCAGAGCUGAAGAAGACAACUCCGUGGACUCCUUGGACUCCCGUCAACAUCUCUGACAACGGAGGGCACUAUGAGCAGCGAUUCCGAUACACCUGCAAGGCGCGGCUGCCUGAUGCAAGUUUGCUAGAUGUGGGAAGGCAAAGGAUUGAAAUGCGUUACUGUUCCAGCGAUGGCUCCACUGGAUGCUCAACGGAUGGGGACUUCAUGCGUUCUGGGCAUUACUCCGCUCACACCAUUAAUGGUGUUUGGUCUCCGUGGUCUCCGUGGUCUCAGUGCAGCCGUGACUGUAGCCGAGGCAUUCGAAACCGCAAGCGUCUUUGCAACAAUCCUGAGCCAAAGUAUGGAGGCCUGCCCUGUCUGGGACCGUCCCUGGAAUACCAGGAGUGUAACGUCCUUCCAUGCCCAGUUGAUGGAGGUUGGUCUUGUUGGUCAUCGUGGUCGAAGUGCUCUGCCACUUGUGGAAGUGGGCAUUACAUGAGGACACGCUCCUGCACAAACCCAGCACCAGCUUAUGGAGGGGACAUCUGUCUGGGACUCCACACUGAAGAAGCACUCUGCAACACGCAACCGUGCCCAGAUAGCUGGUCUGCCUGGUCCGAGUGGUCUGGCUGCGCUUCAUCUGGAGUCCAGUUCCGUGCCCGUCAGUGUGAUGUUUUGUUUCCUGUGGGUCAGCAGUGUUCUGGGAAUACUACUGAGAGCCGACCGUGUGUUUCUGAUUCCAACGCCAUACCAGAUAUAAUGGUAGCAAGAACCAGCAGCAUCAAAGAAAAACGAUGCGGUGAGUUUAAUAUGUUCCACAUGACUGCUGUGGGGCUGAGCAGCUCCAUUCUUGGAUGCCUUCUGACUCUUCUGGUUUACACUUACUGCCAACGGUAUCAGCAGCAGUCCCACGACGCAACUGUCAUCCACCCAGUGUCUCCUGCGCCUCUCAAUACCAACAUCACUAACCAUCUGCACAAGCUGGACAAGUACGAUUCCGUGGAAGCCAUUAAGGCAUUUAACAAGAAUAAUCUCAUCCUGGAAGAGCAAAACAAGUACUUCAAUUCACACCACAAUUCGAAGGCGUAUUCCAACGCCUAUUUCACAGACCUGAAUCACUAUGAUGAGUAUUAAGUGUCUCCCCAUGGCCUGACCCGUCAGAGCAGAACCUGAGAUACUACUGUCGUGUGGAUACCAAUAAAAAAAAAAUUACAAUCAUGACCUAUGUGGGCAAGAGGUUCCCUUUCCAAAGCUGUAUAUUGCAGUACAAUAUUUGUACUGUGUAAUCACAGAGAGACACAAGAUGAAAGUUAUUUCUGUUUUAGGUUAAUACAGUUUGAUCAGUUUGCUGCCGUUCUACUAAUUAAUAUUUUUCUGCUUCUCAAAAGGCAAUUUGAAGAUGAUUAGAUACUUUUCGCAGGACAUUGUUUCCCACUUGCCUAAGAGAGUUGUUUUCUGUACAUAGGAUGCCUCUAUGGAACACUGCGAAACAAAACAGAAGACCUAAGAAAUAAUCUAACGGAAUUAUUCUGUCUCCAGCAAAUCCAAGAACUCUACUGUUCAUGCCAGAACUGAUGUCACCUUCUGUGCCAGGUUUUUAGUUUUGGCCCUAGACGAAUCUGAAAGUAAUUAAGGUGGGACUGCAAAACCCUGCAUUGUUGCAAGGGAUGUUAGCAGAGCAGGAACCGUAGAGAAGUGCAAGGGGUAAAACCAAUCAAGAACUGCAGCCCCGUGGACAUUUUUAAUCAGCAGGGGAGGGAAGGAAGGGAGGGCACCGGGAACAAUUUCUGCAUGUUAUUGCCACAUCUGGAUCGCUGUACUAGCAUGGCUGUUUGCUUAGCCUGCAUAACUGCACCGAGUCCGAGUCCCCCUGGGCUGUCCAUCACAACAUCCACAAACCUGUCAGAACAUCAAAGUGGGCAAGGCUUCGUUGCAGAUCCAUCCAUUCCUUUGCCCUGACAUGCUUAGGAGCAAAUGGAAAAACACGAACGCUUUUAUUUUUAGUGUGUUUUUAAAAAGAAUUCAUCAAGGAAAACAGUGGCAUAAAGCGUAUCAAAGCAUCAUUGUAAUAAUUUUGAAGGACUAACUGAGCUUGCCCGUUAUGCCUGGAUUAUGUAAAUAUUGGAAGUGCUUUGCUGAGCAUAAAGUUGGCUUUCUCUCGCUUGAACUGAAAAAGGUGGUGGUGGGGAGGUAAUCAGGCUCCCAAUUUUGUAUUGGAUUGGUUCCCUGUUGACUUCACUAAUUUUGAACAAUGACAUCUUUCCUUAAAAAAAAAAAAAGAACAAACAGCUUUACUGUUUGAAUGAAUG